GACGCCGGGGUCCCGAAGCCCGGCGCCGGAGCGAGCGAACCAGCGUCGCGGGAGGACCGGGAAGGAGGAGAACAGCCGGAGCUAGCCGAGCUGCCCACAAAGUGCGAUGCCCCGGCGGGGCUAGGGCGCGCGGCGGCAGGCGCGGCGCGGAGGGAGGACGCCCCGGAGCUGCGCGGCGCUGGGCGGCGCGGAGGGGCAGCCCCAGCGGGCGGCGGCGGGCCCGGGCUGCGACCCGAGCGAGCCCCAUGCCCCGCGCGGGCUGACGGGCCGGAGCCCGCACGGAGCGGCCGGGCCGGACAGGUCCCGCUAGAGCGACAUGAUGGUGGAAUCCGCCUCGGAGACAAUCAGGUCAGCUCCUUCUGGUCAGAACGGUGUGGGCAGCCUCUCCGGGCAGGCCGAUGGCAGUGGUGGCGGCGGCGGGGCAGUCGCUGCGGGCACCGCUGGAGGCGGCGCAGGCAGGGACGCAGCGGCGGGAGCGGACAGCAACGGCGAGAUGAGCCCUGCGGAUCUGCUGCACUUCCAGCAGCAACAGGCUCUCCAGGUAGCCCGGCAGUUCCUGCUACAGCAGGCCUCAGGCCUGAGCUCCCCUGGGAACAAUGACAGCAAGCAGUCAGCCUCAGCAGUACAGGUGCCGGUGUCGGUGGCCAUGAUGUCGCCGCAGAUGCUUACCCCCCAACAGAUGCAACAAAUCCUGUCGCCCCCACAGCUGCAGGCCUUGCUUCAGCAGCAACAAGCGCUCAUGCUCCAGCAGCUGCAGGAAUAUUACAAGAAGCAGCAAGAGCAGCUCCACUUGCAGCUCCUCACCCAACAGCAGGCUGGGAAGCAGCCACCCAAAGAGGCACUGGGGAACAAGCAGCUGGCCUUCCAGCAGCAGCUCCUGCAAAUGCAACAGCUGCAGCAACAGCACCUGCUCAACCUGCAGAGACAGGGGCUGGUCAGCCUGCAGCCCAACCAAGCCUCGGGGCCCCUCCAGACGCUUCCGCAAGCAGCUGUGUGCCCCACAGACCUGCCCCAGCUAUGGAAGGGCGAGGGUGCCCCUGGACAGCCCGCCGAGGACAGUGUCAAGCAGGAGGGGCUGGACCUCACUGGCACAGCCGCCACCGCUACCUCGUUUGCUGCCCCCCCCAAAGUCUCACCUCCACUCUCCCACCACACUUUGCCCAAUGGACAGCCCACUGUGCUCACACCUCGGAGAGACAGCUCCUCCCAUGAGGAGACCCCCAGUUCCCACCCCCUCUAUGGACAUGGAGAGUGCAAGUGGCCUGGCUGUGAGACCCUGUGUGAAGACCUGGGCCAGUUUAUCAAACACCUCAACACAGAGCACGCCCUGGACGACCGGAGCACGGCCCAGUGCCGGGUGCAGAUGCAGGUGGUGCAGCAGCUGGAGAUCCAGCUGGCCAAGGAGAGCGAGCGGCUGCAAGCCAUGAUGGCCCAUCUGCACAUGCGGCCCUCCGAGCCCAAGCCCUUCAGCCAGCCACUGAACCCAGCCCCCGGCUCCUCCUCAUUCUCCAAGGUGACGGUCUCUGCAGCAGACUCCUUCCCAGAUGGCCUCGUGCACCCCCCCACCUCAGCGGCUGCCCCCGUCACUCCUCUAAGGCCUCCAGGCCUGGGUUCUGCCUCCCUGCACAGCGGGGGGCCCGCCCGCAGGAGGAGCAGCGACAAGUUCUGCUCCCCCAUCUCCUCAGAGCUGGCCCAGAAUCAUGAGUUCUACAAGAACGCGGAUGUCAGGCCCCCCUUCACCUACGCCUCCCUCAUCCGCCAGGCCAUUCUGGAAACCCCCGACAGGCAGCUGACCCUGAAUGAGAUCUAUAACUGGUUCACCAGGAUGUUCGCCUAUUUCCGGAGAAACACUGCCACCUGGAAGAACGCCGUGCGGCACAACCUCAGCCUGCACAAGUGCUUUGUGCGUGUGGAGAAUGUCAAGGGCGCCGUGUGGACCGUGGACGAGCGGGAGUAUCAGAAGCGGAGACCACCAAAGAUGACGGGGAGCCCCACCCUGGUGAAGAACAUGAUCUCCGGUCUCAGUUACGGAGCACUUAAUGCCAGCUACCAGGCUGCCCUGGCCGAGAGCAGCUUCCCCAUCCUCAACAGCCCUGGCAUGCUGAACCCUGGCUCCACCAGCAGCCUGCUGCCCCUCAGCCACGACGACGUGGGUGCCCCCGGGGAGCCGCUCCCCAGCAAUGGCAGCAGCAGCCCGCCUCGCCUCUCCCCACCCCAGUACAGCCACCAGGUGCAGGUGAAAGAGGAGCCUGCGGAGGCAGAGGAAGACCGAAGGCCCGGACCCUCCCUGGGGCCCUCCAACCCCAGCACCGCAGGGCCCGCAGAAGACAGGGACCUGGAGGAGGAGCUGCCUGGAGAGGACCUCUCCUAAGGGCCUCAGGGGCAGGCAGGGCAGGGGUGAGACCCCUCCUGGAACCCAGGCCCCACCUACCCCCACUCCACAGCCCCGCCCAAACCUCAAGGCACUUCCGGGACUCAGAUGGGGGGACUGGCCAGCAACUCCCAAUGUGACCUGACUGACAGACGCUUGGGGCAGGGACAGUCCCGCCCCCAAGGGGAAACAGAACCCCUGGUCUGGGACCAGCAGAGGACAUGGGGGGGCCCAGACCCCUCUUCAAACCCUCCCCGCCACCAGCAGCAGCAGCAGGGCCCUCCUCCCCCACCAGCUCUCCCUACAGGGCCCCUCAGCGCUGUGGAGACCCGCAGGCGGGGCUAAGCCACCCCUCUCAGACCCAGGGCCCCUCGCACCUAGCUCUGGCAGUUUUUUCUAGCCAGAGGCCCCCCACUUCCCCAAUCUGUGCUCCCUCUCACCUUCUUUUCCAUACUGUGAAGAAAAAAUUCUCCACCCUUAACUCCUACCCCUGCCCUGGCCUGGGUGGGGGAACUCGAGUUUCCAACCAUCCCCGGAAGAACCCAGCCCCUCAGCUGUGCCCACGCAAAAGCCGCAGCUGGGGUCGCACGAGUUGUGUGCCCUGUGGAGUCCCUUUGGAGCAGGGGCCCCUGGCUCUAGCUCCUCCUCCUGACCUGAGGUGGGGCCCAGGUGGAACUUGGCCUCCACCCAUUUGCUGGAUGUCCCUGCAGCUGCCCCGCAGUCCAGGGAGCAUAGGAAGAGGCCCCGUGCCACCUCCCCCAGAGAGGUCCGUGCCAGGCAGGCUCCUGGAGGUGGGGCCGCGGAAGGGAGCCCAGCCACCCUUGAGGCUAGAGUUGGGGCAGAGGUGGUACCCGGACUGCCGGAAACAUCCCGCCUCUGUCGUGGGGGAAAGGCCAGAUGACACUGGGCUUGAGGAGCAGGUGGGAUUCCUUUGGUGGCUGCUGUGACCCACCAGGUCACUCCCGCCCCCAGCCUAUAGGUCCCCUAUUGCAGUCUUCCCUCCCCUUUCCUUAGCACCCCUUUCCUGCCCCCUGCCCCCAGUUAAACAGAUGACCAAAGACCUUUCUUAUGCCGGAAGCAAAAACCAAAACUUUUUGUUGGCUUUUUCCUUCGUCGCCUCCUACACCCCCUGGUCCUCCUGCUCCCUACCCCGGCCCCAGGCUGGAAGCCUUCCCUCCACUUAAGUUAUUGUUUUAAACCAAAGUUUACAGUGUCUGUUGGUGGCCAAGAUCCCUCUCUCUUCACCCCUUCUCCACCCCACCCUGAGGACCCUGGGACUCAGUCGGGGCUGGGGGCCCCGCUCACCUCCACUCUGCUCUUGCCCAGCCUGGGAGAAGGAAAGAAGGCAGGGGAAGGAGGUGGGCUGCCCUCAGCCCUGCCACCCCCGCGGGCAGUGGGCACAUGAGCCCUAGUCCCAACUCUGGGCUGCUUCCUGGGGGUUCUCCAGACCCCUCUCUAGGACCAAGUCCCCCAUCACGCUGGGAGUGUGGAUUCCAGCAAAGGAGCUGGAAAAAAGUGAGACUCUCCACAGACCCCCUAUGGGGGAUCCCGACUUGAGGCCAAGGACUGGGUGUGUUGGAUGCUCAUGACACCCUGGGCUAGGCCCCUUUGCUGAGAAGACUCCUUGGACUAUUUCCCAAGAAACCCCCACAUACGUCCCUUCACAAGCCACCCUUCCCAAGAGGCAGGGGGCCCUCCGCCCCCUCCCCUGUGUACUCCCCACCUGUGUUUUGUUUGACCAGCACAGAAAUAUUAAACGUCCUCUAUACACCG
Molecule: messenger RNA, 4144 nt
Organism: Pteronotus mesoamericanus
Lineage: Eukaryota; Metazoa; Chordata; Mammalia; Chiroptera; Mormoopidae
Gene: FOXP4
Product: forkhead box P4
Exons: 17
Coding region: 317-2371 (684 amino acids)
Biological process (GO): regulation of transcription by RNA polymerase II
Cellular component (GO): nucleus
Molecular function (GO): RNA polymerase II cis-regulatory region sequence-specific DNA binding; DNA-binding transcription repressor activity, RNA polymerase II-specific
Source: RefSeq, a predicted model, not a curated record